This is a messenger RNA of Rhizoctonia solani, 342 nucleotides long. Its product is annotated as Retrotransposable element Tf2 protein. Gene Ontology annotation, biological process: DNA integration. Gene Ontology annotation, molecular function: nucleic acid binding. The record is from RefSeq and is a predicted model, not a curated record. NCBI's taxonomy places the organism in Eukaryota, Fungi, Basidiomycota, Agaricomycetes, Cantharellales, Ceratobasidiaceae. The transcript has 2 exons. Bases 1 to 342 code for a protein of 113 amino acids.
AUGGGAAUAAAUUCCCUGGUAUCGAGGAAAUUCCUGAGAGCACUAUAUCAGCGGCUUGGAGUCAAACCAGCGUUCUCUUUGGCAUAUCACCCAGAGUCAGAUGGACAAACAGAAAGAGUCAAUCAGUUCAUUGAGUUUUACCUACGCUCCUACGUUGCAGCCAAUCACUCCAAUUGGGCUGCCUGGUUGCCUUUGGCAGAAUACGCUUACAAUAAUGCCAAACACGCAGCAACUGGAAAAACACCCUUUGAACUUGUUUAUGGGCGUAACCUGGUAAUGAACCCUUCCAACGUCCCAGCCAACGUCCUGGAGGCAGAUGCAGUAGCAGAUACAUUGGCCUGA